Molecule: messenger RNA, 7489 nt
Organism: Calliphora vicina (urban bluebottle blowfly)
Lineage: Eukaryota; Metazoa; Arthropoda; Insecta; Diptera; Calliphoridae
Gene: Cka
Product: Connector of kinase to AP-1
Exons: 5
Coding region: 291-2606 (771 amino acids)
Molecular function (GO): protein binding
Source: RefSeq, a predicted model, not a curated record
ACAGCAACAGUAAAUAAAAAAACUCAGCAACUUAACAAGCAAUAAUUGCAUAAAAUAAACAAAAAAUAAACAAAGAAGAAAUAUCAACAACACCAAUUAAAAAUAGUUAUAAAAAUAAAAGAAACAAAUAUAAUUUUGAGUGUUAGAAAAAAUAUACAAACAUACAUAUACGAACCAUUUUUUAUUUGUUGUCAAAUUUACAAAACAAAAAAAGUCAUCCUUAUAUAGAAAAAAAAGUAAAUCAAGAAAUAAAAAAUAUCACAGAACAGCAAAUAAAAAAAAUUACACAAAUGGGUACUAAUUCAGGAGCCACGACUGGCAUUAAUAAUAAACCGAUUGGCGGUGGCACAGGUGCCGGCGGUGUCAUUGGCACUGGCCUAGGCGGUUCUGUGGGUCUCGGUGGUAGUGGUGGAGGUGGUGGUGGCAUUGGUAACGCAGCUAAUAACAGUUUAGGUCCCAAUUCUAGCCUAGGUUUAGUUGGUGGUAACAAUGUCUCCAACACCGGUGGCUUAGGAGGAGUUGGUUCUACUGGCAAUACGGACGAUGGCAAUGGUGGCACAUCAAUUGCCAAUAACCAACAAGCCACACCACAAUACACAAUACCCGGCAUUUUACAUUUUAUACAACAUGAGUGGUCACGUUUUGAACUGGAGCGUUCUCAGUGGGAUGUAGACCGUGCUGAAUUACAGGCUCGCAUUGCCAUGUUGUUGGGGGAACGAAAAUGUUUGGAAAGUCUUAAAUCGGAUUUGACACGUCGCAUUAAAAUGUUAGAAUAUGCUUUAAGACAAGAACGUGCUAAAUUUUAUCGUUUAAAAUACGGCACGGAUCCACCACAACUAAAUGAAUUGAAGCCAUCGGGUGAUGACUCAUCGUUGGGUGGGGAGGUGGCACCCGACUCCGAAGUUCCCUACAGUUCAGUAUCAAAUACCACUUGGCGCCAGGGUAGACAAAUGUUACGUCAAUAUUUGGCUGAAAUCGGCUAUACCGAUAAUAUAAUUGAUGUCCGCUCAAAUCGUGUCCGUUCGAUUUUGGGACUAAAUAACAAUGCAGAACAAGAAGAAAAUGUUAGUCCUAAUGUCAAUGGAAAUGAGAACAAUAAACGAGCCUCAGAGUCAGAAGGACGUCGCACACCUGCAAAGAAGGUUCAACAAACAAAUGAUGCGAUUAUACUAGAUACUGAGGCUGCUGUAAUGGCCAAUUUUGAGUUUUUAGGACCCACAGAAAUGUCAGAUGAUGAUGAAAUUUCCGAUGAUUUGGAAAUGGUAACUGGCGACAAUGAUGAAACUGACAUUAAAACACAGAAACGCAUAAAAUCUGGAAAAGAUAUGCUCAGUGAAGAUCUGGGAGCCGAGUUGGGAGAGCAGCUGCUCAAUGAUAUAAAUCUUAUAACAGAAGGAUAUUCAUCAUCGAAUGUUGAACAAACCAAUAAUACUGUUAAUACAGCCGCUUCGGCUGCUGCUCGUCGUAAUCUCAUAACAGCUGUUACCGCCGGAGGUGACGAAGAUGUCGACGCCUCUUUGGGCUUGGGAGAGUUGGCACAAUUGACUGUCAAUAAUGAUUCAGAGGGUUCGUACGAUUCGAAUGCAAAAGAUGGCACUGCCGGUGGAGCUGGUUAUCGCAAGACAUGGAAUGCCAAAUACACAUUACGUUCUCACUUCGAUGGAGUGCGUUCAUUGAUUUUCCACCCAGAAGAGCCGGUGCUUAUAACAGCCUCAGAGGAUCAUACGUUAAAACUGUGGAAUCUACAGAAAACGGUGCAAGCCAAAAAAUCAGCUAGUCUCGAUGUUGAGCCCUUGUAUACAUUCAGAGCUCACACUGGGCCCGUUCUAUGCUUGGGUAUGUCGACUACCGGCGACACUUGCUAUUCGGGCGGUUUGGAUGGCAACAUUGAGUGUUGGCAAUUGCCGUCCCCCAACAUAGAUCCAUACGAUUGUUAUGAUCCCAGUGUACAUUCGGGAACUUUAGAAGGCCAUACUGAUGCUGUCUGGGGUCUUGCUACCAUGCACAGUAACAUUGUAUCAUGCUCAGCCGAUGGCACGGUCAAACUUUGGUCACCCUAUACCAAGGAACCACUGCUUCGCACUUACACAGCAUCAGAAGCCGAAGGCGCCCCUUCGUCGGUUGACUUUGUGCGCAAUGAGGUCGACCACAUCGUGGUGGCCUAUAAUAGUGCCCACUGUAUUAUAUAUGACACCGAGACCGGAAAGCAGAUCAUCAAGCUGGAAGCCGCUCAAGAGAUGUCCGGCAACACGGGGAAAUUCAUAAACAAAGUGAUCUCACAUCCAACGUUGCCUAUAACGAUCACUGCUCACGAGGAUCGGCACAUACGUUUCUGGGACAACACUUCGGGGACAUUGGUGCACUCGAUGGUCGCUCAUUUGGAACCAGUCACAUCGCUGGCGGUCGAUGCCCAUGGUCUGUACUUGUUAUCGGGCUCUCACGAUUGUUCAAUACGCCUAUGGAAUCUAGACAAUAAGACGUGCGUGCAGGAAAUCACAGCACACCGCAAGAAGUUCGACGAGAGCAUAUUCGAUGUCGCGUUUCAUGCUACCAAACCCUACAUAGCCAGCGCGGGAGCCGAUGGCUUAGCGAAGGUCUUUGUCUAGAUGACAAAACCUACAAAAACAACAACGAUUACGUAAGAUAAUAAUGAGUUGAGAUUGUAAUUGAUUCAUAACGACAAUUUCAAAAUGCCGUUAUUUUUGUUAGAGUAGAGAGGUUAGAAAAGGCAGCCAUUAAACAAACAAAAAUUUAUUUAUAUUUAUAAACAAACAAACAAAUUAUUUAUUUAUAUCUCGACAUGUUGUGUAGUAGGUAAAAAAAAAACGUAAGAAAAGACUUGAGGUACAUAUUUCAAACGUGGCUACAACCAUAGAGAAACAUAGAGCGGAAACUAGAAAAAAACUCAAACAAAAAAAUUACUCAAAAUAAUCACACAUACGAGUGUUGUUUUUGUUUUCACAUAGUUUUUUCUACUAAUACAUUUCACCACUUAGGUUUCUGACAAAUGAGUUAGGUCUUUGACAGAAGAGUUUCCGCUCUAUGUCUAUUCUCUAUGGCUACAACUUGAAUAUUUUAUUUCGAAAUUUUUAUCCUACUGCCAAAUCUAUUAAUCAAACUAACCAACACAUCAACACCGACGAGACAGAUAUUAAUACUGAACUUUACCAUAAUUUACAAUUUUGUUCUAUCACUACCUAUAAAUUUGUUUAUUUUUAUAUUUGGAAGUUUACAAAAAAAACUUUGUCUUGUCGUUUGGAAGUACCUAUGACAACAACCAGUAACAACUUACGAACGAAUGUCGACUUUUUAUUUAUUAAAAUAAAAUAGAAACAAAAAUUAAGAUUCAUUUAAAGAAACGUAGCUUAUAUUGUCGAAUCCCUCUCUAUCAUAAUGAUUGAUAAUGAAGAUGAUGAAUGAUAAAAUGCAUGAUGAGCAAGCAAAUAAAUUUUAACAUUUAUUAUAUUAUAUAUUAUACAAAAAUAAAAAUAAAUUUAAAUAAAAAAAAUUCAUACAUAAUAAAAAAAUAAUAAUAAAUAAUAAAAUUUAAUUACUAUGCAUACAUAACAAAAACACACAUUACAUUUAUAUACCUAAAAAAUAUUAAAUAUAAACAAUAAAAAAUUAUAAAUAUAAAAACUAUAAAAACUACAAUGAUUAUGCACAUAUGUCCUUUAAAAGAAAAAACAUUAGGUCAAUGACAUGAUAAAUACAAAAUGGGAAUUCUCAAAGUUAAAUAAAAUAUUUACCAUUUAGGCAUUUCAUCAAAAUAUAUCAUCUUACAAAAUGAGAAAAAAAAUACAAACAUUUACAUAAUAAAAACACACCUACAACUUAAAAUAACAACCUUUAAUUCAUCAAAACAAAAAAAUACAUAUUUAAAACUAAAAUUCAAUAUAAAGUUAACAAAAAAAAUCUCAUUUUUUAGAAUUUAAAAUAUUAUUAUACUUUUAAAACAACUUUUAUUUUAUUUUAAUAAAAAGAAAACUAUAUUUUCUACAAUUUUUUUUUUUGUAUUUUAAUAUAAAUGGUUUGUCACUCCAUUUUCUCUUUACAUCACUCAAAUACCUUUUGGUUUGUGAUGUGUAUUGUUUUUGAAUUAUUCUCUUCUUCAAACGAGAAAUAAACAGAAUGCAGAAAAGCACCAAAUAAUAAAGCGAUUUAAGAUCAUAUCCUUUGCAAAUUAUUUCAUUAAUGAUUACAUAAUAUUUUCCUUUAAGAUUUUGUAAAGCUUAAAGAUUUACUUAAAUAAAAUCUUAUUCAUGGCCAUGGAAAAUUCAAAAUAUAAAUGAUGCACAUAUUUUUUAUUAAUAGCCACAACAAAGUAUUUUAAAGAUUAUUUCGUAAAAAAUUUAUUUAUUAAUGGCUCCACGAUUAAUUUUGCGAUUUUAUGAACAUUAAAAUGUUAUUCCUAGAUUUUAAAAAUUCCUUAUGUAACUAUUAUUACAUCAUACAUUUAUUAAGUUGAUUCUAAAAAAAACUAAAUUCUUACUUAUGACACUGUUCCUUUUUUACAUUUUGUAAUCAUCGGUGAAAUUUUUUACACCAUUUUGUUUUUACAACACUGAAAUAUAUAUUGUUUUAGUGAGGUGUACUGCAUUUCUUCUUCAAAAUGGCGGUACAAAAACAAAACAUAAACAAUGUAAACAAACAGGAAAUGGAAAUAAAUAGAAAAGCAAAAGGAAUAAUCGCCAAUUAAAAAACUGAUUCAAGAUUAUAUCCUCUCAAAUUAUUUAAAUAAUGAUUACGCAAUAUUUUCCUUUACGAUUUUGAAAAGCUGAUUGCAGAUUUGGAAAAAGGAGUACAAAUUUAUAAGUUUUAAUAAGUAUAAAAUUUAUAAAUUUAAAAUAGUUUUCUUUUUAUUAUAGUUUUUUUUUAAAAAAAAAAAAAUAUGUAAACCAAUUUAAUCAAAACUUAUUAUUUUAGAUUCUCAUUUAAAUUUUAGAAAUUUUGAACUUUUUUUGAAAGAAUGUAGAACUUAGUACAUAAACAAUAUAAAACGAACAAAACUAAAUACAUAAUUUCCAUACUAAUCUUUACAGUUUUAAAUCAUAGCAAAUUCCAUACAAACAUACAUACAUAUAAAAUAUAAAAAAAAACACAAAAUAUAAUAAAAAAAAAUAUAUAAACAUAAUAAAGAAAAAAUUAAUUAAAUAAAAUAUAUUUGGGUAGAAUUGAAUGAAUAAAACAAAAUUGCACUAUAAAUAAAUAAAACAUUUAUAUAUAAAGUUUAUGAUUUUCAAUAUUUGUCUCUUAUACCAAAUAACUGAGAGCGAAAUAUUUAAAAUAAAUUAUGCAUAACAAUUUUUUAACAUAAAAUUACAUAACUUAUUUUUGCUCGGCAAAAAAUAACUAAAUUAUAAAAAAAAACAUAUAUAUCAAGAAGGAAUAAUAAAAUAUUGUAAAAAAAAAUUAUAUAGAACAUCCGAUGAAAAGUAGUCGUUUCACUUUAAGUCUCAAAAGUAGUUUUUAAUUUAAAACACUAAAACAAAAACUUGAAUUAUGUUUGGGAAAGUGAACAAUAGAAUCUAGAUAAUAGGACUUUCUACUUUACUAGUUUCUCCAUUUUUUCAAAGAAACUUACUUCUUUCUGUUCAUAUGUUGCAAGCUGAUAUUUGUAACUGAUUUUAAUGGCCAAAGUAAUAGACCGGAAGAAUAGCUGUCAAAACCCUAAAUCUAAGAAUGUUUUUAAAUAGAUAAAACAUUUCAAUAAAAAUUUUGAAAUUCUCUUCUCUUUCUCUUCCAACCUUCCUUCCUUUCUAGUCGUCUUAUUUAUGGACCAAAUAAUCCGGAAAUAUAUAAACAUUAAAAAUGGAAUAUAAGUUUAUCUCUUACUAGUUAUGGUAAAUCAACUUCAAUAAUGAUGAAAAAUAUAUAUUUUUUAUUUUUAUUUUAUUUACAUAUUUCAAACAGUAAUAUAAAAAAGGCCAAUAAACUUAUAUUACAAAGAUAUACUCCUGAAUAAUAAAUAACAAUUCAAAGAAUAAUUAGUUUACAUAACAUUUAAUCUUACUGGUUCCCAAACCUAAAAAAGUAAAAGAUAGAUGAAAGAGUUUUUGCAAAAAUAGAUAUCCGAUAUGUGGCUCCCCGAAGACUUAAUUCGGCACAAAAAAAGUGUCAGCCAUGCAUUCCAUAAAUCCAUUCUCAAAAUCUAAUUACUUAGCUUCAUUCAAAGGCUUUUAUUAAAUAGAUUUCAUUAAUCGUUGAAUUAAUUCAUAACAGAAUUCAUUCAUUAAUUUUUUAUCAAUUGAAAACUAAUGCAAAUUAUGUUAAAAUAAGUUAAAACAUUUAAAAAAUUUACUUAGACCUGAUAACUUAUCAAAAUUUUAAACAUAUUUUUUUCGCAGAAAUUAAAUAUUUUUUUCUUUGAUUAGGCCUAAACUAUGUUUAAAAUUUAAUAAGUUACCCGGCCUUAUUAAGCCUAUUUGAAACAGGUUUGAAUUAAAGAAAAAUUUAAUCAUUCAAUCAAUUUUAUUAAGUAAUUUUGUAAUGGAUUUGAAUUAAAAAAAAAAUUAUGAUUCAGCAAAGAUUUAAUUCUAUAAAGAAUGAAUUCUUAAAGGAAUGAGGUCAAUAUAUUUGGAGCACUAAGGAAUUAAGACCACGAAUUAAUUCGCACUAAAUGCUUUAAUGGAAUUGUUAAGAGAAUAUAUUUAAUUUGAACCUUUGGCCAUACACUAGUUUUGAAAUAAAGCGAUGAUGUUUAUAAAAUUUAUUUAUUUAACUAUCUAAAUAAUUGGUGCCAACAAUAAGCUACUGUCAUUAAAAUUAAAAAAAAAAACUAUUCAUAAUUUUACUAUUUCGAUAAUAUUGUAGAACAACCAUUAAAUCAUAGGCCAUUUUCAUUUCUGUAGCUUUUUUCACAAUAUUUCUGAGUAGACUUGUAGACCCGAAUAAGCACCUUUGCAUUUUAUUAGACUUGUAAAAUAAGUUGUAAUUCAUAGCACCUUAUAAGAUUCUAUUGUUCACAACAAUUUAAAAUUAUUAAAAUCACUCAGCCGUAUCUAAGCAGAAAAAUUUAUGUUUGUCAACCAGCUAGAAACUUUUAUGCAUAAAAAUUACUACAAGAUAUGCAAAGUAUUCAGCAGCUCAAUAGCAAGCUAAUUUUGAAUUAAGGACAAAGCAAACAAUUUAUUGAAUUACAAAUGUCUUGAUAUUAAAAGAAAUAAAGAGAAAAACAUAAGUUACAUAUGUAUAUGUAUUGUUGUUUUAAUUUAAAAUUUAUUUUAAUAUUGAUUAUAAUGUUUAAAGCAUAUUUUUUUUGAUUGUAUUAUGCAUGCAGUUAAAAUCAACAAAUCAACAUAUUAGUACUUUUAUAUACGAAUGUACAUUUUUUAUUUUAAUUUAAUUUAUCAAAAGUAUAAUUUAAUUACAUAAUAACACAAGAAAGCUUAUUGCAUAAACAAAAAUAUAUAUAUUAAAAUUUUUAAGUUAUAAUUAAAGUAUAAAAUAAAUACAUAAAAUAAAAAAUCUAUAUAUAAAAUCCCCAAAA